ACGACCGCGGUCCAUGACAUGCGCACCUCCAGCUUAGCGUCCUACCGGCGUUGGCGACAAUAAUAAAAAUGGAUACUGUUUACUCCAUAGAUAAUAUAUAAAUGUCAAUUUAUUAGCUGUUUGCUUACUCCACAAAGUAAAAUACAUACGCCUUGUAUAUGUGUCUGAAAACAUGUCCGUAUUUGUGAUAAGUGAUAACGAUUAAAGUCCCGCGUUGCAUUAUCGAUUUAUCGCGACCCGCGAGAACUUUUUUAAUAUUUAGUAUUUACUUACUGGUACUAUUAAUUAUUCAGGGCACCAAAUGCCAUCAUUGAGUUGUUCCAUUACUACCCUUUUAGCUUGUACGCAAACCUAAGUAUUGCGAACAACGUAAUGUCUAAAAAAUAAAUCGUAUACAUCAAAUCACUUUUCAUAUCUCUAUAAGUAAUCAUUGCCUGUUCGUCUGUUAGUUAUUACUUUCAAAUCAUACCCUCGACGUUAAGUCUUUUAUAAUUUAUUCUCUAGCACCGGGCAACGACACAUAUUCAUUCUGUAGUUUACUUGUGUUCACUAGUACUAGACGCGCCAUGUCCUCCAAAGUGAAUGCGGAGCAAAAAAAACUCGCUGGUAAAUCUACAAUCAUCAUCGAUGUCAAAGAAAACGAUGAUGCAUUCAAUGCGAGUACGAGUAAAUCAACAACAGUAAAUACGGGAGUCAGUACUACAACUCCUGAACUUAAAACACAAGAUAUGUGCAUAGCAGAAGGUUGCUAUAAUAUAGCUAUUCAACAUGCGGAGUGGGACAAUGAAUAUUGUAGUGUUAGUUGCACCUAUAAGCACUGCAAAGCUACAUUUAUAGCUUGGCUAGAAAACAAUAAAACAGCAAAAGCGAAAGCAGUACCAGCGUCUUUGACUCAAGUAAAUGUAGCUGUUAAUGAAGAAAAAGAAGAAUCAGAAACAAGUUCAACAACUACAUAAAAUGAAGAUACAUGUUUUCGUUAAUAUAACAUUUUUGUAAAUAAAACAAUUAAUUAUACCAUUUCGCAUUAUUAUUGAUUAAAAUUCAGUUAUUGUGAACAGUA
Molecule: messenger RNA, 1060 nt
Organism: Rhopalosiphum maidis (corn leaf aphid)
Lineage: Eukaryota; Metazoa; Arthropoda; Insecta; Hemiptera; Aphididae
Exons: 4
Coding region: 567-956 (129 amino acids)
Biological process (GO): regulation of transcription by RNA polymerase II
Cellular component (GO): nucleus
Molecular function (GO): chromatin DNA binding
Source: RefSeq, a predicted model, not a curated record